Molecule: messenger RNA, 210 nt
Organism: Penicillium vulpinum
Lineage: Eukaryota; Fungi; Ascomycota; Eurotiomycetes; Eurotiales; Aspergillaceae
Exons: 2
Coding region: 1-210 (69 amino acids)
Source: RefSeq, a predicted model, not a curated record
AUGCCGGUCAUUCCCGAGUCGUCGGACUUCCCAUCUGCGCCCCAAAAUGAAAGCAAUGAGGCCGCGAAGAAUCCAGGCCAAAAACCCCAGAAAGCGACCGCAGCGGACUUUUUGUCGAAGGGACCCCAGAUUCCAGACAAUAUGCCUCCCAAGGCUUCGAAAGAGGAACUCGAGGCACGCGCGAAGGAACUGAACAAUCCAUCCAGCUGA